Messenger RNA from Clarias gariepinus (North African catfish), 577 nucleotides. Its product is annotated as histone H2B-like. The transcript has a single exon. Bases 12 to 386 code for a protein of 124 amino acids. The record is from RefSeq and is a predicted model, not a curated record. Gene Ontology annotation, cellular component: nucleosome. Lineage: Eukaryota; Metazoa; Chordata; Actinopteri; Siluriformes; Clariidae. Gene Ontology annotation, molecular function: protein heterodimerization activity; DNA binding; structural constituent of chromatin.
GUAGCAGCACCAUGCCCGAGCCAGCCAAGACCGCGCCCAAGAAGGGCUCGAAGAAAGCCGUGACUAAGACCGCCGGUAAAGGAGGUAAGAAGCGCAGAAAGUCCAGGAAGGAGAGCUACGCUAUCUACGUGUACAAAGUCUUGAAGCAGGUUCAUCCCGACACCGGCAUUUCGUCCAAGGCGAUGGGAAUCAUGAAUUCGUUCGUCAACGACAUUUUCGAGCGCAUUGCCGGCGAGUCCUCGCGUCUGGCUCACUACAACAAACGCUCCACCAUCACUUCCAGGGAGAUCCAGACCGCCGUGCGCCUGUUGCUGCCCGGUGAGUUGGCCAAGCACGCCGUGUCCGAGGGCACCAAGGCCGUGACUAAGUACACCAGCUCCAAGUAAAGCGCGUCAUCGCCGCCUUCAUCAACACAACGGCUCUUUUAAGAGCCACCCAUGUUGUCCCUCAAAGAGCGAUUUUCUUAUGGGUUAAUGUUACAGAUGGAUGAUUUGUUGUAUGCAGUUUAUUAGAGUUCCCGGGUGCCAUAUAAUGUAUCCUGCUGUAUAAUGUAGUGGUUUUUAUCAUAGCUGGAGAG